Messenger RNA from Brassica napus (rape), 732 nucleotides. RefSeq names its product ATP-dependent Clp protease proteolytic subunit 6, chloroplastic-like. Gene Ontology annotation, molecular function: ATPase binding; ATP-dependent peptidase activity; serine-type endopeptidase activity. Gene Ontology annotation, biological process: protein quality control for misfolded or incompletely synthesized proteins. NCBI's taxonomy places the organism in Eukaryota, Viridiplantae, Streptophyta, Magnoliopsida, Brassicales, Brassicaceae. Bases 144 to 533 code for a protein of 129 amino acids. The record is from RefSeq and is a predicted model, not a curated record. Gene Ontology annotation, cellular component: endopeptidase Clp complex. The transcript is spliced from 3 exons.
AAUCUUAGAUAGAUAGCCGACAAAAAAAAGUUUUGGAAUCCAAACCUAAUCAAAAGUUUUAGAUAAAGCCUAAAGUUGGAACAGUAGCGUUUGGAGUAGCAGCGAGUCAAGGAGCACUUCUUCUAGCUGGAGGUGAGAAAGGGAUGCGCUAUGCAAUGCCUAACACUCGUGUCAUGAUCCGUCAACCUCAAACUGGAUGUGGAGGGCAUGUGGAGGACGUGAGGAGACAGGUGAAUGAAGCCAUUGAAGCACGACAAAAAAUUGAUAGGAUUUAUGCAGCCUUCACUGGACAACCUCUUGAGACACUGCAGCAGUACACUGAAAGAGAUCGUUUCUUAUCUGCAUCUGAGGUAAUGUUACCAGUUAACUCAGAAAUAAUUUUGAAGCUAUGGUUCAAAAGCAGCGACGAGCCACAACUCUUGGACAUUGUCAUUGUUCCUCAUAAUCCUUAUGUACCAUUUGUUGGAUUUCAUUUUCUUUUGCAGGCGCUUGAGUUUGGACUUAUUGAUGGUCUAUUGGAAACAGAAUACUGAAACACCAUUCAAGAGAAGGCACAUAGACAGAGUUCAUUGCAUGUUCAAAGCUUCUAUCAUUCAUUUGAAUAUGAACAGUAAUUUACAUUUUUGCAUACAUCAGUUUUGUUUUCUUGGUUUUUUACUGUCUACUAAGCAGAAUACCAAUCUGUCACAUUUCUUUUUGAGCUUAAACAAUCUCAAACCUAACUUUUGGUUU